CCGUCCUAUCCACCAGCCACCACCACAUUUAUGAUCAUGUAUUGAUGAUGGGUCUAUCUCAAUCAUAAAAGCACGUCUAUAUAUGUGAUGUUUGUCGCCAUCACUGAAUCAAAACAGAGCACGAUAAUAAACCGGAAGGCCCUGACUUCCUCCCCUUGGCCCAUUCAUAUUAUCGGCCUUUGUCUCCACCAUCCUUCUUUAACAAUUGAUCCAAAGGCACCCGAAGAGACGCAGAGUUCCACAUGAUCCAUGCCGCAAGAACUAUUGUCUGAAGGAUCCGAGAGAGAGAGAGAGAUGAUUCAAUAAUGAGGUCUGGCUGGAAAUUGUAAGAGACUCUCCAAUCAUAAAUAAAUUCACCUCGAAACAUAAUAGUUCUCAUGGCCUGAGGCUUAAGAGCCCAAAGUUCCAUACAAAGAGAGGAGAGAGAGAUAGAGAGGUGAGAAGAAAAGGAAGGGGAGGGGUUGUGGAGAGAAUGGGAAGCAUGGUUUGUUAUCCAUCCACUCUUCUCCCCUCACUUCUCCUCCCACUCAAACCAGCCCAAAUGGCUCUCUGAGAGCAAAAAGUCCCUCUCUCUCUUUCCCCCACCACCAACUCCUCCUUCCCUCAAACACCACCAGCACCCUAGCCAUCAAGGAGGAGCUCACCUUCAACUCUUCCUUCCCUCCUCCCUAUUUCCAUUGUAAGCCACCACCUUUCAUGGUGCUUGACGAUGACGAACGACAGGAGCAAUCGCUCAUUGAGCAAUGCGUCCUUCAAAACCAAAAGCAUCUCAAGGAGCUCAGCAGCUGGGGCAUCGGCGGCCCUUGCAGCUACUUCCUCCAUGUCUCCCGGCCCUCUCAGCUCAUCGCCGCCAUUCGCUAUUGCCGGGCGAGGUCCAUUCCGUUCUUGAUCAUCGGGAAGGGAUCCAAUUGCCUCUUCGACGACCGUGGGUUCGACGGCCUCGUAAUGCUCAACCGGCUCGACCAAUUUGAGGCAAUCGAGCCCGGCGUUUACCGGGUCGGGAGUGGAUACCCAUUCAACCGCCUCGGAGUGCGGUGCUCCGUCGAGGGGUUCUCGGGCCUCGAGUUCGCCGGUGGCAUCCCGGGGACGGUCGGCGGGGCCGUGUUCAUGAACGCCGGAGCCGACGGGCAGGAGACCGGACAUGUGAUUGAUAGCGUGGAGAUGGUCACCAUGGAUGGAGAGGUUCGGGUGCUGCGGAGGAGUGACCUGGCCUUUGGCUAUCGGCGGUCAACGUUCCAACAAAUGGAGGACUUGGCCGCCAUUGUAGCGGUGACGUUUCGGUUGGUGCCGGCCGAAACGGCGAGGGAGCGGCAAAGGGCCCUCUUGGAAAGACGGAGGAAGACCCAGCCAAUUGGGGAACGCAGUGCCGGGUCGGUGUUUCGGAAUCCCUCGGGAAUAGGAGUAUCGGCAGGAGAGCUAAUUGAGAUGGCUGGACUAAAAGGGCUUGAGAUGGGUGGUGCCAAGGUUUCCAAGGUUCAUGCCAAUUUCUUCAUCAAUUUCAAUGGAUCCACUUCGACAGAUAUGCUAGGACUGAUGAACCAUGUCAAAGAGAGAGUCGAUCAAAUGUUUGGGUUGGAACUCAAAGAGGAAAUCAGAUAUAUUCCUUACAGAACUCAAACUGUUUAAGUGUUUUUUC
This is a messenger RNA of Phoenix dactylifera (date palm), 1636 nucleotides long. RefSeq lists its product as uncharacterized. Gene Ontology annotation, molecular function: UDP-N-acetylmuramate dehydrogenase activity; FAD binding. The record is from RefSeq and is a predicted model, not a curated record. NCBI's taxonomy places the organism in Eukaryota, Viridiplantae, Streptophyta, Magnoliopsida, Arecales, Arecaceae. Gene Ontology annotation, biological process: cell wall organization. Gene Ontology annotation, cellular component: cytosol.